This is a messenger RNA of Strongylocentrotus purpuratus (purple sea urchin), 2439 nucleotides long. RefSeq names its product SAC3 domain-containing protein 1. Gene Ontology annotation, cellular component: nucleus; spindle; centrosome. The transcript is spliced from 10 exons. Gene Ontology annotation, biological process: centrosome duplication; spindle assembly. The record is from RefSeq and is a predicted model, not a curated record. NCBI's taxonomy places the organism in Eukaryota, Metazoa, Echinodermata, Echinoidea, Camarodonta, Strongylocentrotidae. Bases 131 to 1273 code for a protein of 380 amino acids.
UUAUUGAGUUCGUAGAACGUAUGUACAUCCUCUCGCGCUAGCAUUCACAACAGUGAAGAGCUAGCCGAAAAUUUCAGAUUGUGAAAUAAGCCGAGUGUUGUCUGUACUGCCCGUUUUGUUGUGUACCAUCAUGUCAUAUCAUCCUAAAAGCUUAAUUGAAAGGCUGAGGGAUAGUCUAGAGAGGAACAGAUUGCAGGAACCUUAUGAAGAGGCAGAGCAUGCGAUUGCUGGAGAAUGCAAAGAUAUGUGCCCAUUAAAGGAACAAAAAGAACGAGAAAGACAGAGAAGGCUUCAUUUUUUGGAGAUAGUAGCCGGAACUGAAAGAGAUCGAUGCCCAAAGGUUGACCAUUCUCUUGCCAUCAAGGAAUACUCAAGACCAGCAGCAGGCAAAGAGGAGGCCAACCCCAGUGACCUACGACCUCCACAUGUUCUUUUGAAGGUUGUCAAUCACAUUGUACAAAAUGUUCUGACCCGCAAUGACCUACCAUGGUUCAAAGUCUACAACUUUGCCUUUGAUCGCUUGAGGGCAGUUCGCCAGGACCUGGUCAUUCAAAGAGCAUCUGGCUUUGAGUGUGCUCUGAUUCUGGAACAGUGUGUGAGAUUCCACAUCUACUCGGCUUACAAAUUGUGUGCAGCCCCACUUUCAGAAUUUGUUCCCAAAAUAAACUCUGAUCACACCAGUGAAUGCCUCAAGAGGCUUCUAUACAUCUACCAACUCCAACGGCAGGAGGAGGAUGGAGAAUGUGAUGAGACCCAGCGAGAUGCUCAAAUCCAGAUGGAAUCUUGUCAUGUAAUUUUCAGUUUGGGUUCGUUCAAUGCUUUGUUCCAUGUUUUAUCAUUGCCAAAAUAUAUCAGGUUCAGCCCAAGAUUGAUUAAUGCUGUAGCUCUCACAAAAGCCUUCUGGGAAGGGAACUUUAUUCGUGUGAAGAAGUUAGCUGCCAGAUUGAGUGCAAUAGAAAUGUGUUGUCUGCAUACACAUUUGCAACACAUAAGGAGCCAAGCCUUGAUGACAAUGAACACUGCCUUCAGUAGUCGCAACCUACUCUUCCCUUCCCGAGUGAUAACUGAUUGGCUCAUGUUUGAUGAGGUAGAGGAGGCAGAAGAUUUUUGUCAUCACUUUGGUCUUGACGUGAAGGAUGGGAAAGUGGCAUUUUCCAAGAGUUGCUCGUUGCAGGAUUACAAGCUUCCCCCAAAACGCCCAUGGUGCACCUACGUAAAUUGCCAGCUUGAAGCCCUGACCAUACCAGAUAUCAUUGAAGGAGCAGUGAGGUAACAUUAAUGAAGCAUCUGAAUUUCAAAGUACUCUGCACAAGUUAUGUUCAUUUCAUGGUCAGUGCCCUACCUGAUGCAGUAUCCAUGAAGAAAAGGGAUGUACUGCUUUAAAGAAAGGAUGCAAUACUGGCUACAGGUUAGCACAUUGGUCAUUUAUUUGUGUAAUGACAUGCAUUAUGUAAUAUUUUACCAUCUAGAGAAGUGUGGCUCUUGACCUUUCAGGCCGUAUGACCCUGUGCCAAUCCAUUUUUAUGCAGUUUAAAGUGGAUUGGUAGGCAGUUCUGUUGCCCCUAGAAUGCAACACUUCAUAGAUUUGCUGGGGUUUGUUCAAUAAUAAAUGGUUCCUUUAAUAGUUCCUCCUCCUUUAUAAAACACCAAACGAUUCAUUAGGGUCAAUACCUCCAGAUUGAGAACUAUAGGUCUAGUUGACCAAUGAUCCAAGUUUACUACUAUGAAUAAAACAGAUUGUGGGCAGUUUCUUUAAAGGGCAAUCCAACCCUUGCAAUAAAUUCUCUGGUAUGAAAACAGAAAAAUAAGAGAAACAGAAUGCCAAAAGUUUGAAAUAAAUCUGACCUAUAAUAAAGGAGCUUUGAAUUUUUAAAAUAUGAGGUCAUUAAAUGUCUGUUAAUGUUGGAUAUUCCUUUUAGAGUGCAUGGUCUAAUUUAUGUGCCCUAAGUGUACAUUAUUAGUUCCUUUGUACCUUUGUAAGCUAGAAAAUGUAUUGUAACUGCUGGACAAGCUAAUUAUACAAAUCAUGAACCUUCAAAUAUUUUCUGAUGCAAAAGUCUACCAGACUUUUACUUUACAGUUCAUAGAGACUAAAGAAAUACGCAAGCAGCAAUUAUUGUACUAUAUACAAAUAGUUAUAAUUAAUCAAGUGGAUAAUACAUUUAUGUUGAGGUAUUAGAAAGUUAAGUACAAUAUAAUGAUUCAGUUAUGUACAUAAAUACUGUUUUUACCAUCAGUAGAUCAAGCAACUCUAACUGACAUCUGACAUUUCUAAAUCAGUAACUUUUGCUUUUAAAUAUUAUAGUACAAUAGCCUUUCCUCAAAACCCUAAAUAGAUAUGGUUCACAUAAGGUUCGAGUAAUAGUGAAGACAGAAAGAAAAAAAGUUAAGCUUAAGAAUCACUUGUGACACAAUAAAUCAUUGAUUUGUAAACAUAAA